AUGUCUCUACUGCCGGGACUCAAGAUCGAGAGUUUGACACCCCGCCAAUCUGAAAUCGAUAAGCUAUUCAAAGGGCAUCUCUCAGGCGUCUCAACUAUACAACCUGAAGGCUGGUUCCUCCCAACAUCACUGAAGAAAUUUGCGAAAGAACUCAAAGAGUUUGAGUUUGAAGAGAAUGACGUCAUCGUGAUGACGAUGCCAAAAGCAGGCACCACUUGGACUCAAGAGGCCGUCUGGACCAUGAGGAAGAACCCUGAUCUCGACAAUCAAGCCAGUAUAGCUCCUCUCCACGUACGAUCUCCCAUUCUCGAAGCUGACAUUCUCGCAGAGGGUCUUGACCAUAAAGGCCGCUUUGCUUCUCUGUCGAAUCAGCAAAGCAACGAGCCCAGCACAUUCUUUCAAAUCGCCAGGGCAUCCGAAAGACCAAGAAUUUUCAAGACUCAUCUUUCCUUCUGCUUCCUCUCAGACACGGCACUCUCCAAGGCAAAGGCGGAGUUCAUGAAGCUCAGCAAGUUUCUGGGUGUCGACCUGAACGAGGAACAAAUUGACAAGGUGGGCAGAGAUAUUCCUAACCAUGAAUACCAUUCAAGUUAA
Hyalella azteca is the source of this 594-nucleotide messenger RNA. Its product is annotated as sulfotransferase 1C4-like. Gene Ontology annotation, biological process: sulfation. The record is from RefSeq and is a predicted model, not a curated record. Gene Ontology annotation, cellular component: cytoplasm. Gene Ontology annotation, molecular function: sulfotransferase activity. NCBI's taxonomy places the organism in Eukaryota, Metazoa, Arthropoda, Malacostraca, Amphipoda, Hyalellidae. The transcript is spliced from 4 exons. Bases 1 to 594 code for a protein of 197 amino acids.